AUGCUCCUACUUCGUAGAUUGCCUGGCCGUCACUUUCCCCCUGGGCUGCAGAGCUUUCACUCAGUGGUGGGUGAAACCCCUACAGUGGUCAAUGUAUCCUCAGAAGUAAACCCUUUACCCUAUGAACAACUACCUGGCAACUGGAGGAGAGGCUGGCAUUCACUGUACCGCUUCUGGAGGAAAGAUGGAUUCCAUAACAUCCAUCAUCACAUGAUGGAGAAUUAUCGACACUUUGGACCCAUAUACAGGGAAACCUUGGGCACAUAUGACAGUGUGUAUAUCCAGCUUCCAGAGGAUGCUGCUACCUUAUUCCAGGUGGAAGGCCCUCACCCGGAGCGCCUCAGAGUCCAGCCAUGGUUUGAAUAUCGCGAUUUUCGCAACAAGCGAUAUGGAGUUCUACUUAAGAGCGGGGAGGAGUGGCGCACUCAUCGACUGACUCUGAAUCGUGAGGUUCUAUCUGUUCCAGGGAUGAAUCGUUUUCUGCCCUUGCUGGACAGUGUUGGACAGGACUUUGUCAGCAGAGCUUUCACUCAGGUGGAGAGGAGUGGUCGCGGGAGAUGGACAGCUGACCUGACCAAUGAGCUCUUUCGAUUUGCUCUGGAGUCGGUUUGCUAUGUGCUGUAUGGUCAACGACUUGGUCUCCUGCAGGACUACAUUGACCCUGAAUCUCAGCGAUUUAUAGACUCGGUGACUCUCAUGUUUCACACCACCUCUCCGAUGCUGUACUUGCCCCCACGACUCCUGAGGAGCAUCAACUCUUCUAUAUGGACAGAUCACGUAAGCGCAUGGGAUGCCAUCUUCAGCCACGCCGAUCGGUGUAUACAGGGAAUAUACGGCUCUCUGAGGAAGCGCUCAAGUGAUGUAUAUGCUGGGGUCUUGCACAGUCUUCUCAUGCAGGAACAGUUACCUCUGGAGGAUAUUAAGGCCAGUGUGACAGAGCUAAUGGCUGGCGGUGUAGACACUACAUCGAUGACUUUACAGUGGGCUAUGUAUGAGCUGGCCCGUACCCCAGGUGUGCAAGAAAAGCUACGGUCAGAGGUUUUUGAGGCGAGGAAGAAUUCAGGGAAUGAUCUUGCAGCUUUGCUCCAGAACAUUCCAUUGGUGAAAGCUGCCAUAAAGGAAACACUCCGAUUGCAUCCCGUGGCCAUCACUCUGCAGCGAUACACUCAGCGGGACACAGUGAUCCAAAACUACAUGAUUCCACGAGGGACAUUGGUUCAAGUUGGACUUUAUGCAAUGGGUCGGAACCCAGACGUCUUCCCCUCUCCAGAGCGGUUCUUCCCUGAACGCUGGUUGGGACGUGUAUCCACACAUUUUAAGGGACUGGGAUUUGGUUUUGGGCCCCGACAGUGUUUAGGACGCAGGAUUGCAGAGAUGGAGAUGCAGCUCUUCCUUGUUCAUAUUCUGGAAAAUUUUAAGAUAGAGACAAAUCGCAUGACUGAAGUGGGGACAACAUUUAAUCUCAUUCUCUUCCCAUCAAAGCCCAUCCUUCUGACUCUACGACCUCUCAAGUAAAUGUUUGGUGGGGCAUAUUGCAGUGCACUUCAACACCUGAUGACUGCUGGUCUUAUCCUAACUGUGAUAUAGAAGAUACACCACUUUGAGAAUACUUUGCCUAAUCAUGCCAUGAAUCUGAAGAUAAUUAAAUGUAAGCACUACAAAAAAGACAUUUGUGCCACCUGUGGUCAAUGUGUGAAUUUAGGAACAGGUUCCAAAACUUUGUGUCCAAUAGAGGGAUCUGUUGCAAGUAAUAUGGACAAAGUAUGUUGUAUGUUGAACGCAUCAUAAGCACUGUAUGCUAAUGCAAUUUUAAUACCAAUAGUAAAAAGAAAAUCAGAUUAUAAAAUAAAAAUAAAAAUCUUUAAUCAAUAUGCUUUGCAAUAAAUUACAAUAAUUGUGUGCAUAACUAAGUCAUAUUACAUUAUGAAAAUACG
Molecule: messenger RNA, 1934 nt
Organism: Spea bombifrons (plains spadefoot toad)
Lineage: Eukaryota; Metazoa; Chordata; Amphibia; Anura; Pelobatidae
Product: cholesterol side-chain cleavage enzyme, mitochondrial
Exons: 9
Coding region: 1-1515 (504 amino acids)
Biological process (GO): C21-steroid hormone biosynthetic process; cholesterol metabolic process; cortisol metabolic process
Cellular component (GO): mitochondrial inner membrane
Molecular function (GO): iron ion binding; monooxygenase activity; heme binding
Source: RefSeq, a predicted model, not a curated record